UGUGUGUGUGUGCGCGACUCUGCUGCCGUGUGCGGAACAAACAAAGCAGAGACAGUCGCACGAAAGUGACGAUGAGGAGAAGCUAAUUGUUUGCUAACUAGCCUGUAGCGCCCCUGCUGGUGUGGAGGGGAACCGUUGGAUUAGCCGGGGCCCUAGCUAACGUCAUUGUGAUACUGUGCACACAAAUAACCACGGUGAUAAAUGGUGUUUCAAUAACAAGAAGAAGAACUGAAAAACCAUAGCAGCACUACUGGGUCAUCACUAAUACUACUAGUGCCACUACUACUACUAAAUCAGCUACUGCAACCACUAAGCUAGCCACUAACUCACUACAACUGCAAGGAUGCUCACAUAGAUGCUAGGUAAUGCUAAUAUUUUAAUACCAACGGUCAACUGAAUGCUAAUCAUGCUAACGACACUGCUUACAAUGUUUCCUUAGAUUAGCUAGCGGCUGCAUCAAGAGUAAAGCUAAAAGUGACAAUAAAGUACCUCUCACUCAAAACGAAUAUCAAUUAUGUGACGUUAUAAUAUUAAUAACUCGGGUUAUCUGGGCUUCUCUUAGCUAAUGUGUUUGUUAGUAUGAUAGACGUUUACUGCAACAAAGUUAGUAACAAGAGUGCUAACAAAUGAAUGCUUUUAAUAAAGCUAGGAAUGAUUUUUUGACUUAUGACGUUAAUCAUGUGAGCGAUGAGUGCUCAUUAUGCAAAUAGCAACGCUCAUGCAAACAGUAACUAAAACAAUGUCUGCUAUUAUUAUUAAGUGGUUACAUCAAUCAAAUAAAGGCAAAUGUGUUUAUCAGUUAAAGCUGCUAACAUAAAAAGAACGAGUCCCUUAAAAGAUCUAUGUAGUCUUGUUAUUGUUGGUAAGCCUAAAAACAAUAACACGUCUGUGUUGAACAGGCUUUUCUGCUCACAGCCAGACACCAGAAACCAGAGGCACAGCUAAUGACUUGAGUAUAUUGAAUAUGGAUACCUUCUGGUUUUACCACAUCAUUCCUAGGGGUCAUAUGCAGGAAUGAAGCUGAGCCACUCCCCUCACCUGGUCUGUGUGUGUGUGUGUGUGCUUGCAUGCCUUCAGGGUGCUGGGCGUGGACCGAGGCCUCUCAGGUGUCUCCGAGCUCUUGAUUCAUCUGCCAAUCACAGUGUGCCUUUUUUCUUCUUCUUCCUUUUCCUCUCCCUUUCUUUGCCACUCAAAAUUCCACCUAUUUUUACCCCCCACAGCCAUACCUGCUGGGAGAGGAACAGGACAGAGGGAGGCUGAAGUCUGAUCUUGAUCUAUACCAAAAUGGACAGGAAGAAUGAAGAAGAAGAAGGGGGAGGACCUGGUUCAGACUAGGACUUGUGACUUGCAUGCAUCGUUAUGCGACACCACGGACUGAAAGGCUGCUCGGCUUCAACAGAGCGGAUGUGAGGCUUGUUUGUUGUGCGUAGCAGUUUCAGGCAUAAUCAACUGAGUGUUCUGUGUAUGCUGGGUGAGCAUGUCUGUGAAGGUGUAGCACUUUGACAGCGAUAUUAUCCCGGUAUAACACAGCAGCGUGCCUUUCCCUCCUUAAGACUUCAAACCUCACAAGCUGGCCGAUCAUAUGAUGUUGCUGUAAAGAGCCUGGAGGGGGUAAGUCAUGUUUCACAGUUGAAAAGAUUCCUGCUAAUGAGAGUUUCAUUUGUAGCUCUUUACGGUUUGAACGUGUUCCUGUCUGUGCCAUGUUUACACUGAUGGUAAUGACUGACACGGGGAGUGUUUCUCCUCUUGAGAGAUUCUAUUAUUAUACGUACAUUUCUCAGCUUUCGCUUUACCCAGUGUGUCUGUGUUCCUCUUUUUAUUUCAUUCUCCCUAUUUUUUUGAUACUUCUCCUUUAACAUUUUGUCAAUCACCCUCUCACGCCUGUGACGUGCUGUAUAAACUUCUCAUGCAUUGUACACAACUUCUCCUGGUGCUCUCCACUCCGCAUACUGCAAUUUGUUUGCUUAAAGUAGCCUGAUCUUUUUUUCUAUUUAAUGAAGGAAUCUAGAAAUCUCUGCAGUCAUCUGAGCAUUUCUUCAACCAUUUUUUAUCAUCAACAGUGCUGCCAAAGAUAACAUCACACAUGUAACUGUGUUAUCAUGUAAAACACAAGACUCUCAGUAUCGGUCCACAUGUAGUGGUCCACAUUAUUUCAGAUUCUCCCUAUUAAAACUCACAGACGAUCAUCUGUGUUAAUCUUCAUGUGCUGCAGCACUUGUUGCACCCUGACAGGAACUGAGAAGUGAGCACCCACACAGGAAAUGUGGUCACGGUCUGUCCCGGAUGUUGGUAGCGUGACGUGAAUACAACAAUAAUGAAGAUAGGCAGAAAAGUAAAGACAUGAAAAUAAAACGGUUUGACAGAGAGGGGGAAAGAUUAAAUUUUGCAGAAGAGAAUAAGAUAUUAGGUGUGACAUUUUAACUGUUCGUCACCAGAAUAAUCAUUUUCUUCUGUAGGCCUUUGCUUGUGUUGACCCUUUCACGGUUUUAUCCUCAGCUCAGACUCACCGUGCAGCGUGGCGAUAAACUGAUAAACACAGGACGCAGGCAGUUAAACUGCUCACCCGAAAUAUCCCCUCAUACCCCACCCUCUUCCCCCCCCCCCGCUCUUAAUCCGCACCAUACACCUCUAUCUCUCUCUCGCUCACUUGCUCAGCUGAUUCACUGUAUCUGCGGUCAGGAAGUACAAACUUGCUUUUGUGACAUUUCACUAAAAGUCUGUUGCACUGCACACACCUGCAGAGCCACGCCAAGAAGUUAAAAAGAGUUGACAAAUGAGCAGACAAAAAACCUUCUCCAGGUUGGAUUGUGUUGACACACAAGUGAUCUGUGAAUGGCUCCAUUGGAUUUUGUAACAUGCUUCAGGAUUUCACAUUCAUGGGAUCCGACAGAAUGAUCAUUCUUCGUACGGCAGAGCUGGACAUUUUGUAGCGAGGCAACAUUUGCAGCUACAGCGUCUCUCACCAAAACCCACAAACACCCCCCAACAACGGAACUGACUCAGACGCAUGCUAAUGGAGGAGGAAAACGUGUGCUCCUCUCUGCCAGAUGUCACAGAUUCAGUCCUUCAGCGGCCUCAACAGGACUCGUGGACGUCCAUCGACCACCAGUACAUGAACGGAGAGGAGGAGGCCGUUGCGUGGGGCGACACGGUGGUCCAGAUAAACCAGGUGCAUGGGACGGAUCCACUCAGUGUCUCCCUAGAGGCGGGACGAGAGACCCCUGAGCAGGUAGAACAGUGGGAGCAGGUGGUAUGGCCUAUGAACUGUACCAGUCCUCCGCUUUCCUUUGCCACAGUGCAGUGGGACAUGCCCGAUCCCUCUGCGGCGACACCUUCGUUCGUGACCGACGGCUGCUUGGCCAAUGAGCCGAGCUCAGGCGACGUGACGAGUCUACACUCCACUUCCCCGUCGCUUCACCAAUCUCGAGGCGUUAAUCUUUUCACACGGGAGGGCAGAGGGGAAGAAGACAAGUUUGAUCGUCUGCCUCUCAACUCAAAUCUAGAGUGGACAGGAAACGGCUCGGAGCCAUGUGAUGCUGCAGAUGUGCAAGAGCCGCCGACACAGGAAAGGGAAGACCCAACACAUGAGCUGUUAGAAAGCAAUAACGAUAUCCCACUGAGGGCAGACUUAGAAGAAGAAGAAGAGGAGGAGGGACACUCGGUAACCUCGUAUCCUGUUGAAACUGUGGACUUAAUCAACAUCCUUGAAGGGAUUGAUGCCUCAGAAGAUGAAGCGGACAGUUUUGUAGAUUUAAAACUAGAAGAGGAACAAGAGGAGCCCGACGUUCUGCUGACUGGACAGGGAGACUCGGAGGAAGAGCAAACUUUAGCGAACGGUGUUGAGGACGAGGGAGAAGAGGAGGACGAGCAGAUAAACGUGUCCUAUACUGACCAAAGUGAAGAGGCAAACAUUGUCAGUUGUCUGAUUGAUGUGGAGUUUCCUGCAGAGCCACUCCAAACUGACGAUGCCGGACCAACUGUAAACCCAGAUAAGCUGAUUGAUCUGCAGCAGUCAGAGCUGUUGGAGGAAAGGCAACACUCGGGGACUGAAGAGGACAUAGAGGUACUAGAACAGUUACAUGAAGAUCCCACUGGUCAACCUGCGGAGCCAGAAAUGUGCGAAGAUGUAGAUCAGAACAUUGACCCUGAACAGUCGGAGGACAACGUCGAAGAACUGUCGACCCGGACAGCAGGUGACACAGAGAGGAUAGAAAACUCACCAGAGAUAAUAGAGCUGACGGAAGAACCGGAGGAGACGAGUUGUUUGGAGGAACGAGGUUGUGACCAGCACGUAGAGCUUUCACCGCAGCUCGAACGAGCCGAGUCCGAGCAGCUCGAACGAGCCGAGUCCGAGCAGCUCGAGACGACCGAAGAGUUAAAGGAGAUCCAAACAGAGGUGUCGCAAGACCAGUUAGGACAGUCGCAGCAUCUGAAACAGCCAGCAGAGAUGGAGCCGACGGAGGAGUCGACCCGACGUGAAACUGCAGACCUGCCACGGGACUCCACUCAAUCACAGCAGACGGUUUCUGUCGGAGUGGCAGAGCUGCGAGAACAGACGGAGCCGUCAGAGCAGAAUGAGCAGACGCCGCAAACGACCAACUCGUCUCUCGCUGGGCAGCUUGUGCAGCCGGAGACAGAUGAGUCAGAAAUAAUGGAGCAUCUGUCUCCCGAGCCCGAGGUCACACAGCAGACAGCGGAGGCCGAGUUCAACCGGGUGGACGAACAGGCGGAGAAGUCACAUCGCGGGGAGGAAGUAGGAGGUUGCGAGGACGGCUCCGUGCGAACAAUCGUUGCAAAUGACGAGCAACCCAAAGCCCCCGAGACAGCAGCGCCUCAUAUGAACGGAGACGCGGUGAACAGAGAGAUGGCCCGCUGCCUCGCCGAGCGGCUGUAUAAGUUAGAUGGGAUCCAACGUGUGGACGUGGUGAAGCACUUAGACAAAGACAAUGACUUCAGUCGAGCUGUCGGGGAGGAAUACCUGAAGCUGUUUGACUUCACCGGGCAAACUCUCGAUCACGCACUGAGGUCUUUUCUGAAGGUGGUGGUGCUGAUAGGAGAGACCCAGGAGAGAGAGCGCGUGCUGCAGCAUUUUGCCUGCCGCUUCCAUCAGUGCAACCCCGACUCCUUUACCUCUUCAGAGUCUGUGUUGGCGCUCACAUGUGCUCUGAUGCUUCUCAACACUGACUUGCAUGGACAGAAUGUGGGGAAAUCAAUGUCCUCGGUUAAGUUUGUGUCCAACCUCGAUGGGAUGAACGAAGGAGAAAACUUCAGCAAGGAUCUCUUGAAGAGUCUUUACAAUUCCAUAAAGAGUGAGCCACUGCAGUGGGCCGUUGACGAGGAGGAGUUGAAGAGCUCCGUGUUGGUGGACGAGGACGCAAGGGAAGAUGCGCCGCUGCGUUCAAAGGCGAACCCCUUCCAGGACGUUCCUCACGACAAAACGGCUUCUGUGGCCAAGCAGGGAUUCCUCCAGAGAAAGCUGCACGCCGACAUCGACGGCAAACGCACUCCGUGGGGAAAGAGAGGCUGGAAGACUUUCUACGGAGUGGUGAGGGGAAUGGUCCUUUACCUGCAGAAGGAUGAUUAUAGGCGGGAUCAGCCGAUUGACGAGGAGGUGGUGAGCUUGCACCACUCUCUGGCCGAUCAGGCGGCCGACUACACCAAGAAGCCACAUGUCUUCCGUCUGCAGACGGCUGACUGGAGGGUUUUACUCUUUCAGGCCUCAUCCAAAGUGGAGAUGUAUUCAUGGAUCAGCCGCAUCAACCUGGCCUCGGCCCUUCACUCGUCGCCCCCGUUCCCCGCCGCCGUCGGCUCUCAGAGGAGAUUCUGCAGACCCAUCCUCCCCUCAUCGCAGUCUGCUCACACUCUGGACCGUCAGCUGCAGUCGUAUGCAGGAACGCUGGGGUCCUUCAAAGAGGACUUGUCGUACCUGCAGCAAAACCUGCCAGAGGGCAAAAGAGCCAGAGCCAAGGAGCUGGAGGAGCAUCGCGUCAGAGCGGAGUACCUGCAGCACGAGAUGUGUCGCUAUGAGAUCUACAUCCAGGGGUUGGAGGCGUGGAAGAGCGUGAAGAAGACAGGUGGCAGCGUGUCGAGCGUCGCGGACCUGAAACGGUUUGAUAAAGCAGUGUGGGCAGACUCUUUGAUGGAGGAAGACGAGGUUGAAGGCAUGCUGAAAAAGUCCUACUCCAGCCCCUCUCUGGAACUGGAGCUGGCCCCUCCGACGGUGAUCAAAGUCAGACGCAACAUCUCAGAAAGACGGACUUAUCGCAGGACCAUCAUUCCCCGGUGGAAUAAGGAGGUCUGAGCGUUUAGUUGUGGACGCACUGAGCAGAGAAGGAAAGAAGCACCAGAGUCGUAUAUCUGAGGCCUCAGCGAGUUAGUGUUUUGUUUCUGCAUUUUUAUCUUGUGUACUUUUACAAAAUUACACCUCAGGGAAUCCCAAACCCUCAAUUUCUCUCAGGAAAGAAAGCGGGAACCUGAUUCAUUUCCUGAGUGACUCAAAAUGUCUGGAGCUAAUUUAUUUUUGUUUAGUUGUGUUAACUUUGGUCUGUAGUCGUGCUCAACAUUGUACAAAUUUGCUUUCAUUUGUUCUUUUUACUUUGGUCAAAACUGUCCCUUUUUAAAAUGUCGACCACUAGAGGGUGCUGUAGCACAGCUCAUCUGUGAGUGAACGGAGGGGAACAGGAUGUGUGUUGAAAAGAAAAGAAGAAAAAAAUCCUAAUUGCACUUUCAUUGUUUUUAAUAUUGUCUGUAAUAUGUUGAUGACAUCGUUACAUAUUGUUUCCAAAUGAAGGAUUUGUUUUUUAAAUGUCAUGUAUUAUUUUCCCUUUGGGGAAAAAUAAAUUGUUACUGCUGUUCUUCA
This is a messenger RNA of Anarrhichthys ocellatus (wolf-eel), 6859 nucleotides long. Its product is annotated as PH and SEC7 domain-containing protein 4. The record is from RefSeq and is a predicted model, not a curated record. Lineage: Eukaryota; Metazoa; Chordata; Actinopteri; Perciformes; Anarhichadidae. Gene Ontology annotation, biological process: regulation of ARF protein signal transduction. Gene Ontology annotation, molecular function: protein binding; phospholipid binding; guanyl-nucleotide exchange factor activity. The coding region runs from base 3008 to 6301 and encodes 1097 amino acids. The transcript has 16 exons.